Messenger RNA from Equus caballus (horse), 2133 nucleotides. Lineage: Eukaryota; Metazoa; Chordata; Mammalia; Perissodactyla; Equidae. The record is from RefSeq and is a predicted model, not a curated record.
AGGUACUCCCGACAGGUUCUGCCCAGCCCUCCGUUUUCCUAUUUCCCUCUAGCUAUAACCCUCCUCCCCACCCCCUCUAGGACUGGGGAAGGGUAGAAAAGGUAGAGGACGCCACCCCCACCCUACUCCCCGCCGCGCUCCAGGGCUGUUUGCUUGCAGCUCCCAGGUGGUCACGCUCCCUGCACCUGCGGAGCUAGCUCUCAAGCACGAGAAGAACGGAAAGGAGCCUGUUUCCUACUCCGCCCUGGGUUCUCUUGAGGCCACUCCACAGUCCUGUCAUGACUCCCUCACCCCCUGGCAGACAUAAUGUCUCCACUAGCUGCCCUGUCCCCAGUCCCCAAACAGAUAAUGCCUCACAUCUCUGUCCCCCCGGGACCUCCUGAAGACCCCAUGAUCCAGAACAAGACAGCUUGAACCCAGACCUCCCCCCAGGAUGUUGCGGAGGCUGUUGGAGAGGCCCUGUACACUGGCCCUGCUUGUGGGCUCCCAGCUGGCCGUCAUGAUGUACCUGUCACUGGGGGGCUUCCGAAGCCUCAGUGCCCUAUUUGGCCGAGAGCAGGGGCCGACAUUUGACUAUUCGCAUCCCCACGAUGUCUACAGUAACCUCAGUCACCUGCCUGGGGCCCCUGUUGCCCCAGGGGGCCCUCUAGCUCCUCAAGGUCUACCCUACUGUCCAGAACGAUCUCCUCUCUUAGUGGGUCCUGUGUCCGUGUCCUUUAGUCCAGUGCCGUCGCUGGCAGAGAUUGUGGAGAGAAAUCCUCGAGUGGAACUGGGGGGCCGGUACCGCCCCGCAGGGUGUGAGCCCCGCUCCCGAACAGCCAUCAUUGUGCCCCACCGGGGCCGGGAGCACCACCUGCGCCUGCUGCUCUACCACCUGCACCCCUUCUUGCAGCGCCAGCAGCUUGCUUAUGGCAUCUAUGUCAUCCACCAGGCUGGAAAUGGAACAUUUAACAGGGCAAAGCUGCUGAAUGUUGGGGUGCGGGAGGCCCUGCGUGAUGAAGAGUGGGACUGCCUGUUCUUGCAUGAUGUGGACCUCCUGCCAGAGAAUGACCACAACCUCUAUGUGUGUGAUCCCCGGGGACCCCGGCAUGUUGCUGUUGCCAUGAACAAGUUUGGAUACAGCCUCCCGUACCCCCAGUACUUUGGAGGGGUCUCAGCACUCACUCCUGACCAGUACCUGAAGAUGAAUGGCUUCCCCAAUGAAUACUGGGGUUGGGGUGGUGAAGAUGACGACAUUGCUACCAGGGUACGCCUCGCUGGGAUGAAGAUCUCUCGCCCCCCUGCAUCUGUGGGACACUAUAAGAUGGUGAAGCACCGAGGAGAUAAGGGCAACGAGGAAAAUCCCCACAGAUUUGACCUCCUGGUCCGUACCCAGAAUUCCUGGACGCAAGAUGGGAUGAACUCACUGACCUACCGAUUGCUGGCUCGAGAGCUGGGCCCUCUCUAUACCAACAUCACGGCAGACAUUGGUACUGACCCUCGGGGUCCCCGGACUCUCUCUGGUCCCCGUUACCCACCUGGUUCCUCCCAGGCCUUCCGUCAAGAGAUGCUGCAGCGUCGGCCCCCAGCCAGGCCUGGUCCUCUGCCUACUGCCAACCACACAGACCCCCAUGGUUCACACUGACUCCUCCUUCCUGCCAUCCUUAAUCAUGCAACUGAAUCAGAGGGGUUGUAUUCUCCCCACCCUCAGCUCCUCACUGCUCUCAGAGGGAUGUGGGGAAAUUGAACUCUAGUGCUGUGCUGGGGGCAGGGGCUUCUCCUCACUGCUGGACUGGAGCUGGGCUCCUCUAGGCCUGGGGGUCCCUCUUUCUAGGGUCACCUGCCAGGGCUUAUGACUGUGAAUCUUGAUGUCAUGAUUUUAUGUGACGACUCCUGGGAGUCCCUUGCCGCUGGGGCAGGAGCAGGGCUGGACCCCAAGUCCCUUCCUCUUCAAUGGAGAGAAGAGUGAUCUGGCUUCUCCAGGGACCUCUGUGAAUAUUUAUUCUAUUUAUGGUUCCCAGGAAGUGUGUUUGUUGAAGGAAGCCCCUCCCUGGGUACUUUCUGCCAGUGCUGGAGUAGCUCCCUCUUCUGGACCUGGCUCAGGGGGCUGGGAUUUUGAUAUAUUUUCUAAUAAAGGACUUUGUCUUGCCUCUG